UGGUCAGCUAUAAAUAGCUGGCGCUGUCCGUCCAUGUCGCUCUCGCCACCGCUCCGCCGCCCGCGCCUUCCCCUCCCCUCCCCUCCGCCCGCGCCCGCCAUGGCCACCGUGCACCCGCCGCCGCCGCCGUUCGCGCUGCUUAAGCGGCCCCGCGCCGGCAUGGAGAUGGAGGACGACUACAGCGACACCGAGAGCGUCGCGGAGUCGUGCCCGUGCCCGCGACGCGCUGCGGCGACCGAUGACUCCGCCGCCUCCUGCGGCAGCAGCGCCUGCUGCCACGACGACGACGACGACGGGUGCAGCAGCUGCGUCGAGGGAGACGAGUGCAGCAGCUACAACCUGCAGGAAGCCGCCGACGACGACGACGUCGAGGAGGGAAGAAACGAGGCGGCGAGCGGCGUCUGGUGGCAGCACAUGGCGGUGGCCGGGGCCGGCGGCGGCACGACGUUCCCUACGACGCCGCCGGCGCGAGCGCAGGAGGAGGACCCGAAACGCGCGGCGGAGCGGCAGGAGGAGGACCGCAAGUUCUGGGAGGACUGCCUCGCCUCCGGGUAUCCAUGAACUCACCUGACAUCGAUCGCCACAUCGCAAUUCAUCACCAUCACGCCACGACGAGACGGCAAAACCGGAAUCGCCGUUCCAGCACACAUAAAUGUAUGCUUUUUCUUGGUUUUCUUUGUACAGCCAUUUCACAAAGAAAAAUGGUGUAUGUUGACCAAAAAAGCAGGAUCUAUCUUGAGAAGAAAUCAGGUUAGUAGUUGGUGAGGUAGGGUACUUACUUUGCUGUUAAUUCAACCUUCAACCUAAAACCUGAGAAGUAUUGCAACAUUCAUUCUAGAA
Molecule: messenger RNA, 840 nt
Organism: Setaria italica (foxtail millet)
Lineage: Eukaryota; Viridiplantae; Streptophyta; Magnoliopsida; Poales; Poaceae
Product: WASH complex subunit 3-like
Exons: 1
Coding region: 34-561 (175 amino acids)
Source: RefSeq, a predicted model, not a curated record